This is a messenger RNA of Penicillium macrosclerotiorum, 1536 nucleotides long. Its product is annotated as class I SAM-dependent methyltransferase. Gene Ontology annotation, molecular function: methyltransferase activity. The transcript has a single exon. The coding region runs from base 1 to 1536 and encodes 511 amino acids. The record is from RefSeq and is a predicted model, not a curated record. Lineage: Eukaryota; Fungi; Ascomycota; Eurotiomycetes; Eurotiales; Aspergillaceae.
AUGUGCUCUGAAAGCAUCCACCUGCCUUCCCUCAAGACUGGCGUGGGCACUGGCAUGACACUGCCCGCUUCUUCAGUGUCUGAUUCCAGCUUCAUCGCGUAUGAAGACCGAGAUGGUGCCAUGGAGCCCGUUCGGCUAGGCUCGGGAUUGUCUACAUAUCCAGAGCAGCGAAUUGUGAUGGAUGGCCCCCGGCCAAGAGAGGUCAUGUCAUCCCCGUCUUCCUUCCUUCUUUCACCAAUACAGUCUCUCAAUAUCACUCCGUUAGCAGUCGAGGCAGAAACAAAUUCCUUAACACCACAAGGCAAUCCGAAACGGAUCCUGGAGCCAGCGACGGAGACAUCUAGCAAUGCAGUGUUGGAGCAACAUGCAGCGCAGUCAUUAGCUUUUGUGGACCGCCAUAUCCACUCUACACCGAAGGCCGAAUGUGAUGCGGCGGAGCAUAUACUGGCAGUAGCGCCUCAAUUAGCUUCCAUACCAGAGGAGGGAGCCGAAGAUGACGGCAGCAGAGAAGAGACCGUGACAAGUACACCCUAUGUGCUCUCGAGUUCACCGCAACCAUCCGACCUACUAGAGGUAGGUGUGUUUCCGAGGGAGACAAAAAAGACAGCGGCAUCGCCAUCACCCGGCGAUUCAAGCACAAUAGCUUUCUCUCCGCCGGUUUUAAGCAACCCGAAAUCCUCUGAGGGUGCGCCUUCCCCAGUGGUACACUUAACGCCAGCGCCUGAUGUCAUACCAAACCCGGCCCACGUACAAGAGGCAGAUGAAGAUGGCCAAGUGAAUGCAGGAGAUGCCUCUUCCACAGAAUCCACAACGGGCGAAGAAAGCUCGAUAUUUGGUGAGAAUUAUCAUUCCGACACUUCCAGCUAUACGGCUUCCCUCUUGUCCGAUGUGAAGAAUUACACCUACGAAAACGGACGCCGGUAUCAUUCUUACCGCGAAGGCCACUACGUCCUCCCUAAUGACGAGCCCGAGCAAGAUCGACAAGACCUCCUUCACCAUGUGCGAAACCUCGUCCUUAACGGAGCCUUGUUUCGAGCUCCGGUAGACCCAAAUCUCCAACGCGCCCUAGACAUCGGCACAGGGACGGGCAUCUGGGCCAUCGAUUUCGCAGACAGAUACUCCAGCGCCGAGGUCGUCGGUACCGACCUGAGUCCGAUCCAGCCAUCCUGGGUGCCGCCUAACCUCCGAUUCCUGGUCGACGACGCCGAGUCACCCUGGUUGUUUAAUGCGAGCCGGCCCUUUGACUUUAUCCAUGCGCGGGACUUGGGCGGCGCCAUCGCGGACUGGCCGCGGCUGCUGCGCCAGGCCUAUCAGCACCUGCGACCUGGGGGCUGGGUUGAAUUGCAGGAGUUUGAGGUGACGCUCAGGUCAGAUGACGACUCCCUCCGUCUGGCGCCGACGUUGUGCGAAUUCCUCGGCCGCCUGCAUGAGGCCAGUGAGGCGUUUCACCGGCCCAUGAAUAUCGCCGAAGGCCACCGGCAGCGGCUGAUGGAGGCGGGUUUUGAAGAGGUCAGAGAUGAGGUGUACAAGGUAUGA